This is a messenger RNA of Marmota flaviventris (yellow-bellied marmot), 768 nucleotides long. Its product is annotated as histone H2B type 1-B. Gene Ontology annotation, cellular component: nucleosome. Lineage: Eukaryota; Metazoa; Chordata; Mammalia; Rodentia; Sciuridae. The record is from RefSeq and is a predicted model, not a curated record. Gene Ontology annotation, molecular function: protein heterodimerization activity; DNA binding; structural constituent of chromatin.
AGCCUGUUCCUCUUGCUUACUUUGUUGUGGAAAGUAGAAAUAUCACUUAGACAAUUGUUAAGGACGGCUAUGCCUGAGCCCUCAAAGUCGGCUCCCGCCCCGAAGAAGGGCUCCAAGAAAGCCAUUACUAAGGCACAGAAGAAGGACGGCAGGAAGCGCAAGCGCAGCCGCAAGGAGAGCUACUCCAUCUAUGUGUACAAGGUGCUCAAGCAGGUGCACCCCGACACCGGCAUCUCGUCCAAGGCCAUGGGCAUCAUGAACUCCUUUGUCAACGACAUCUUCGAGCGCAUCGCGGGCGAGGCCUCGCGCCUGGCGCACUACAACAAGCGCUCGACCAUCACGUCCCGGGAGAUCCAGACGGCGGUGCGCCUGCUGCUGCCCGGGGAGCUGGCCAAGCACGCCGUGUCCGAGGGCACCAAGGCUGUCACCAAAUACACUAGUUCCAAGUAUUUAGAAUUUACUGACAUUGUAAAUCUUGAUGACAGUAUUUCAUCAAGUUAUUUCCUGAAUACCAGAUGCCAAGUGCUUGUUGCUUUAUCUGACUCAAGAUGACGUGCAUCAGUGGAAGAUUUCGUUUGUUUGUUUCAUCUGUGACUGCAUCAAUAUAGAAUCCUGAUGCUAUGGCUGCAUGUACUCCACUCCUUCUUCUAGUCUGGGUUUUUGAAUCAGCUCUUAAUGUUGGCUUCUAUUUUUAUGUAACCCUAUACAUUUCCAUUGCUCCAGCUAAAAGCCUAUUUGUUCAGGAAAUUAAACAAGCAUAACUUCUGA